This is a messenger RNA of Blastocystis hominis, 534 nucleotides long. RefSeq lists its product as hypothetical. The coding region runs from base 1 to 486 and encodes 161 amino acids. Gene Ontology annotation, molecular function: inositol-1,4,5-trisphosphate 3-kinase activity; inositol tetrakisphosphate kinase activity. The transcript has a single exon. Lineage: Eukaryota; Bigyra; Opalinata; Blastocystidae. Gene Ontology annotation, cellular component: nucleus; cytoplasm. Gene Ontology annotation, biological process: inositol phosphate biosynthetic process. The record is from RefSeq and is a predicted model, not a curated record.
AUGGGAGUAAAAACAUGGGAAGACGAUGCUCCGAAAGAAAAAAUCGAACGCGAGUCGAAGAAGUAUCCUCUUCAGCGAAAGAUCGGUUUCCGACUUACAGGAAUGCGAGUAUUCAAUACGGAAAAGCAGGAAUUCGAUAUCUAUGGAAAGAACUAUGGAUAUAGCUUAACCGAGGAAACAUUACCUAACAUGUUUGCAACCUACUUCUCUUUCGUAAAAACAGAACUCCGCCAAGCAGUGAUCCGCUCUGUUAUUGAGCAACUGGAAUCGAUUCUGGAAUGGUUCGAGUUACGAGGCCAUCUGCAGUUUAUUUGCACAAGUGUUCUGAUCAUUUUCGAGGGAAACACGGAAAGCGAUUAUCGCCCGAUCGUUCGCCUUGUGGAUUUUGCUCAUGUGAGACAACUGCCUUCAGAGCAGCACGACGAGGGAUUUAUUGUGGGUUUGAAGUGGAUUCUGAACGAUUUGAAAGGCCGAGUGGAGGAAUGAAGAGAAUUUGAGGGUUCUUCGUUGCAGUAAUAUUCAUCAAUGUGUUUG